Messenger RNA from Pestalotiopsis fici W106-1, 3522 nucleotides. RefSeq lists its product as uncharacterized. NCBI's taxonomy places the organism in Eukaryota, Fungi, Ascomycota, Sordariomycetes, Amphisphaeriales, Sporocadaceae. The transcript has a single exon. The record is from RefSeq and is a predicted model, not a curated record. The coding region runs from base 1 to 3522 and encodes 1173 amino acids.
AUGCAGUUGCUCUGGCCUGCAGUUGCCUUCCUGGCAAGCUUGCCGUUACCUGCAGCGGCAAAAUGUCAUCGUGCCAAUCCUUCGCUCAUUACUUCUGGUGCGCCAGGUCUAGCCAUCGACGGCCAAACUCCUACAAAAACUUCUUCGCUCGUUUCUUCCCCAUCGGUCAGCACUCAUGCGACGUCCUCAAUCGUUUCUCCUUCUUCAGUCAGCGGCUAUGCGACUAGUUCACUUGCUCUGGCGGCAGCUUCCGCCAGCCCUUCAAUUUCAGGUUCAUCCUUUUCAGGUUCACGGUCAUCAGGCUCUCUGAGUCCUAGUGAAUCAUCACCAAUCAGCUCAUCAUUGAUUUCGAUAUCCUCCCAGGAUGAAGCCACUCCUACAUCGCAAUCCGGUUCGACCACAUCCCUGACGGUCAACAGCGAUACGCUGGCCAGCUCGGGGUCUUCCAGCUCGAGCGAUUCUGCAUCAUCUAGCUUAUCUUUAAGCUCCUCUUUCUCGGAGACUUCAUCUGGCACAGAGUCCUCUGCGACUGGAACGCAAACGUACAGCUCGGCUGUGUCUUCCGGCUCGGCCAGUACGACUGAGUCUUCUGAUCAGGCAACAGUCACUACUUCUAGCACAAGCAUAACUGUCUCUGACACUUCAUCGGGUGCGACGGAAACUUCCAGCCAAGCUGUCUCGACAUCGUCGAUGCUGGCCUCGAGCACCGAGUUCAGUGAGUCGACUGCAUCCUCUGACUCGGCGACAAUCACCGAUUCUAGCACCGGCGCCACUACGACUGUGUUCCCCACCGAUGCAGUUGGCACAACGUCAGAGUUCGAUGGGCCAAUCACUCUUGAGGCUGCGCCAACCGUCACUCUCAUGCCAGCACCCCCUUACGGACUGGAUCAAGGAAGUCUUGACGUCGUCACUCCCGCUGAUACGAACGCGCUGUGGUAUACCUCUCCCGCCAACGAAUCAGCCGAAAUCACAGCCACCAUCAUGAGAUUGAACUUGACAUACCUCUACUCCUCGAUCGCCCUUGACCAGUCAAUCUACAUUGAGAGUGUGAUUUGCUCUGGAAGCACGAUCACCAUCACCUUCAAUGAGACGGAGAUCUUUUCAUACAUCAAGCCAAUCUGGCAGUCCUAUUCGCAGAUUCUCUUCAUUACGGCAGCAACGUCGUGUUCUGCAGAUGGUCAAAACGUCUUCUUCCUUACCGGCGGCUCUCCCGUCUGCCAAGAGGCCAUGUCUACAUGCACUGCUACUGGUUCGUUUGAGGAGCUAGCCGAUGUCUACAGCGAGAUGGGGGCCGACUGGGGCGCCAUCGAUGUUGAAGACUCAACAGCUACAACAACCACGACGUCCUCCUCAGCUUGUAGCUCACCUCCAGCCUCGGAAAUUUCUGGUCUCCCAGCCGCGUCGUGUGGCAGUGACUUUGAUUCCCUGCUCGACUCCAAAUUGGGUUUUUAUAGCGGCGACGACUCUGAUAUUGAUUCAGUCAUGGCACUGAUUGCCCCUGGAACACAAACCAAGUUGUCUCCGAGAGGUUUCUGGUCGUCGCUCAAGAAGGCCGUUAGCUCGGUCAAGGCUGCCGUGAAGUCUGUCGCGAAGACUGUUGCCACAGCAGUCGUCAAGGUGGCCGCCAAGGUAGUCACUUCGGCAGCAAAGUACGUGGUCUCAGCUGCCAAGUCGAUUGCCAAGACUGUUGUCACCAUAGCAAAGACAGUAUACAAUGUCGUCAAAUUCCUAGUCACGGGCGACUACAAUCAGACGUUCAACAUGAAUAUGAAUGUGGCCCCACCAGAUAGCCUGCUCGUCAAGUCACCUUGGGACGAUCAGCUCGGUUUCAAAUUCUAUCACUUUGCAGUUGACCCGAAGGAUAGCGGUUACAGCUUGUGGGACAAUGCUAUUGACCUAAUCACUGACGAGCUCGGAGCCAAUGCAAAGGCAGAACCCGGUGUCGACUAUUGGUGCAUCAACUGUGGAAUCAAGGGCAACAUCCAGGCAACAGGGACGCUCAAGGCCAACCUGGGUGGCAUUAAGAAUGCGGAAUUGAAGAUCAAUGGCAAUCUGUACGCUGGGCUAUUCGUUGGUGUUGAUGCAUUUGCCACCAUCAAGAAGAAGAACACCAAGACCCUGUUCAAGAGAGGACUGCCGGCGCUCACAAUUCCCAAGAUCUUUGUACUUGGUCCUAGUGUCAGUCUAGGUGUAUCUGCCGAAGCUCGUAUUGAGCUUAUUGGACGGGCUCUUGCCGGUGCCUCUCUAAACUGGGAGAAGAUCAAUGGCACAAUCAACUUCCUUGACAAGACAAAGACGGUCACAUCCGGUUUCACCCCCGUGCUGAACGGCACUCUGCAAACGACCAAGAAAUCCAAGAUCAUCUUGUCCCUGGGCCUGCCAGUCGCCAUCGAGUUUGGCUUGGACCUUUUGGAUGGCACAUGGAAAAAGGAGGCUUCCCUCACCGAGACACCGUCACUUCAGGCCGUGUUGGAUUACGAAGAGACGGUCAAGAUCAGCGGUACAACGGAGAAUGGCGGCUGCGGAAGUGUCGAUACAACGCCUAGCACCAAGUGCUACGGCGUCUACUGGAACAUCACGGCUGUCAACGAUGUCGAGUUGAAUCUAUUCGACGUUGUCGACUAUAAUCUGUUCCACUGGGAGAGCAAGGUCAUUGCCCAGGGCUGUGUUGGUACAUGGGCCGACAACAGUAGUUCGAUUGACACCUGUUCCAGCGACAACUCCACUUCUUCAACAUCCAGCGUAGCCACUAUCACGGCGACAACAAUUCAAACCUCGCCCAUGGCAACGACGGCGGCUCAAAUCACCACAUCGUCUACCGUCCUCAAGGCUAAUUUGACAACGUCCACCGCGGUGACCUCCACCACAGUGACCUCCACCACAGUGACCUCCACCACAGUGACCUCCACCACAGUGACCUCCACCACAGUGACCUCCACCACAGCAGCUUGCACAUCUUCUCAGGGAAUGAAGUGGGCCUACUAUAACGCUAGUGCCGUGAGCAGUGUUGAAGCCGUCAGCACCAUGGCACCGUUGGCGACUGGCCUCGCCCAGAACGGCAUUGGCAACUUUUAUGCAAACGAGGGCUCAACGCUCACUUACAUUGAGGGGUCCUCCACAUCGCUUUCUUCAAUCAGAUUCAUACUCGAUUAUGUUGGCUACAUCUACGCUACCACGUCUGGAACGUAUACCUUCUAUGCUUGGGGCGUAGAUGAUGAGUUCUACAUGUGGUGGGGCUCACAAGCGUAUAGCGGCUGGAACAGCACCAACUACAACAUCGACCAGAAGCUCUACGCUGGCUAUAAGACGGCCACUAUUACUCUCACGAAGGGCACCUACUUGCCGCUGCGGAUCUUGUACAGGCAAGAUACUGGACCCGGAUACUUCAAUAUCAAUCUUUACGAUCCCAAUGGAAAUGACUUGCUCAGUAUCGAGGAUACCAGUGCUGGCAAGCAGGCCAUCUUUACUAAUACUUGCGAUGGCCAGGCACCAGCCUUUCAGUCAUGGGGCAGCGAGUCUUAG